UCGGUUUGCUCCGCACUGAUUUUGUUUAUUACAAAUUAGAUGUCCACGAGUGUCUGCGGCGUCUUCAAACCUCCGGCAGGAUGGAGGUGUGUAUGAUGAAACCAGAAGUCAAGAAGAAACCAAAGUCGCCCAAACCUCCUCCGAAGCCCACAGAGAUAAAAAGAAAUGAACCACAGAGACCUGAGAAACCCCCUCCUGCUGUUCCUCAGAGACCGACAGAUUCUGAACUGAGUCACACACAAUACAGACUGAAAAAAGUCACAGCAGCAUACAAUGGGAACGAUGGAAAUGUGAAGCAACAACAGACAAAAGAUAAACCACCCGAGACGCCCGUGGUCCCACCCAGACCCACAGAGAAGGAACUGAACGCCCCAACCAGAUACAGCCAACGCAGGCCGAGCGCACAGACCAAGGUCACAGAGAGUGCCAAAGAAACUGAGCAACUUGAAGCUGCUGCGGUUCCCAAAGAUGAUGCAGACUUCAAACAGGGUUACAUGACGAAUGGAGAGGAAAAGACUGAUGACGUCCCAGUCAAACAGGCUCCCGACAGCAAACCGGGCGUUCUGAAAGCAGUAAUGAAAGGGUUGCAAUUCAAGUCAUCGCCAAAGGCCAGCAGAAAGCAGAGUCCAGAUUCUAGCACAGAAGAAGUGGCCUCAGAAAACCAACAAUCUGUAGAGAAAAUCAAGCAAGAAAAAACCGCAGAACCCAAACAGGUCAGUAAAGCCGUCAGUGAUGCUGAAGAAGGAGAAGAAGAGGCGAAAACAUCAGAAACGUCCCAUGAGAAUCUGAGUUCUCACAGUGACCUUUCUGCCAGCAGCGACAGCCUGUCUGAAAACAAGGAAAAAAACCAAUGGUACAGUGGGAUGUUAAAGAAGAGGUGGAAACCAACAGAAAGUCUUCAAACUGAUCAGGACAAUAAAGCAGACAGUAAUUCUGAAGACCUAGAAGAAGAGGAGAAAACAUCAGAGAUGUCUCAUGAAAAGGGAAGCUACUUGUUUGGUUUCCUUAAAAAGCCAAAAAAACCAGCCGCUGAGACGCCAACGCAGGAGAAUCUGAGUGCCCACAGUGAGCUUUCUGCCAGCAGCGACAGCCUGUCUAAAAACAAGGACCAGCAGUCCCUGCAUGGUGACUUACCCAACUCCAAUGAUGAUCUGACUGUAGCCCAGUCAAAGCAGAAAAAAGGAGGCCUGGCUAAAAUUUUAAAAAGAUCCGGCAGCAUUGACAACCUGUUGGAUAAGGGGGAAAAACAUUUCAGUGAGAUGUUCAAGAGAGCUCCAAAACCAGCAGAUGAGGAAACAAACGCAGAUGAAGAACAGAAAUUAUCAACCAGCGAUGAAAACCUGUCAGAAGCAAACACAGCAACGGAAAAAACAGGAGGAUUGGCAGGAUUCUUCAAAAAGUCUCCCAAACCAGCUCCACGCUCUGUCGCUACUCAGGAUCCCCUCUCGAGGCAGCUGUCAGCCAGCUGUGACAGCCUCACAGAUGCAGGAAAGGAGGCGGCUUUGGCAAACAGUCAGCUGUCUGCCAGUAAUGACAAUCUUUUAGAAGCUUCAAGCACCCCAAAGGAGAAAAAAGUCGUCUUCUCCGGGAUCACUGGGAUGUUCAGAAGGACGCCCAAAACUGAGGAGCAACAGGAAGAUGAGGACAUGGAGGCUCCAGCAGGAGGCGGGCUGAGACGCAAGAGGACCAUCAAAAAGAAAAGACGAGUUGUGUCAUUCCGAGUUAAGAAAACUCUUCCUAACAUUCCCAAACUUGGCCUGGCUUCUCAGACUUCAGAUGAAAUUCCUUGCAUUGAGGAAACUCUUGAGUUGCAGGAGAUGAGCCCAGCACAGGAGAGCACAGUGGAGGUUCAGCCGGUGGAGAUGGCUGCUUAUCCGACUGAGGAAAACCCAGUCGAAACUGAGCCGGAAGAGGAUGAGCUUUUGGAGUGGUGGAACACAGUCAAAGGUUGGAAGGAGUGGAAUGAGACUUCUGAUUUCCGGGCAGAGGAUGAGGAAAUGGCGAUGGAGCAGGCAGCCGACCGCGUCUACAUGGCAGCCCGUCUUUUCGUGCGUCUUUUCAACCAGCGCGGGGCGUCCUUACAGCAUCGCAUCCUGGAGCUUUUGGCUAUGGCGGACGCUGCGGAUGAGUUCCAUAAGAAGACUGUGUCGGCCGCUGUGGGCGGAGGCGUGGCCAGCGUCGCGGGUAGCGUCACCACAAUCACAGGCCUCAUUCUGGCGCCUUUCACUUUUGGCGCCUCUAUUAUUGUGACAGCAGUGGGGAUCGGUGUGGCGACGGCAGGCAGCAUCACGUCAGCGACGGCUAAAAUCACAGAUACGGUCCACUCCAACAUGGACCGUAAGAAGAUGGAGAAAAUGAUCCAGGGCUACCAGGAGGAGAUCAAAGUCCUCAGAGAGUGCAUGGAGUUUGUGCAGAAAGGUCUUGACACCCUGCAGGAGUGGGAUUUUGAGAAAUACGCUCAAAGUGCUGCCAAAAAAGCUAUGAACCACAACAUUAAACACGUGAUGAAAGAGGGAGGCCGCGCGGGAAAAGCCCUGAUGAUCAACACCAACCAGCUCGUCAGCACCGUGCAGGUUUUAGGUAGGGCAGGCGGCAUAGCCAAGGCCGCUCAGGCCAUCAGCGUCACCACAGGCGUCAUGUCGGCACUCUUUUUGGCUUUGGAUGUUUUCUUCCUCGCUAAAGACUCUCAUGAGCUUCGCAAGGGUGCCAAAACCAAAUUUGCCACCAAGAUCAGAGAGGUAUGUAAAGACCUUCAAGAUGGCCUCCUGGAGCUCAACAGGGUGAAGACGCAGCUGCAGAAGACGAUGGACGGCAUUGAGGUGGAGGAGUUUGAGGAGGUUGAGGAGGUGGAAGUAGAGGUUGAGGACGACUUGGUGUCUGAUCCAAAGAAGCUGGCUGAGCUGGAGCAGGAGCUGGACCUCCUGGAGGAGAAAGUGGACAAGAAGGUUGUAGAGGUUGAGAAGAAGGGUAAAGAAAUGGAGAAGGAAAAUUCAAAAAUUAAAAAGGUGAAGAAAGAGGAGAAGAGCAUA
Molecule: messenger RNA, 3029 nt
Organism: Maylandia zebra (zebra mbuna)
Lineage: Eukaryota; Metazoa; Chordata; Actinopteri; Cichliformes; Cichlidae
Biological process (GO): lipoprotein metabolic process; lipid transport
Cellular component (GO): extracellular region; membrane
Molecular function (GO): lipid binding
Source: RefSeq, a predicted model, not a curated record